Molecule: messenger RNA, 2657 nt
Organism: Stegodyphus dumicola
Lineage: Eukaryota; Metazoa; Arthropoda; Arachnida; Araneae; Eresidae
Source: RefSeq, a predicted model, not a curated record
CGCUCAAACAAAGAAAUCGUCUUUCGAAAUAAAGUAUUCAUCGCCUAGAAUCUGAAAACUGUGUUUACAGUUUGCGACCUGGGCAUUAAAUUAAUCAUUCUGUUACAGGAUUUGAGUUUAGAUUUGAUUGGAUACUCGGCCUUUCCCGCUUUACAAGAAUUUCUUCUUUAUGCUUUUCUGAAUCUUACUCAAGUAAAUGGAACCUCACACAAUUCUUAUAACAACAUUACUCGCAGGAGCUGUACUAUUCACCCUUGGAAAUUUAGAAUACUUCCAGAAAGUUGAGAUCAGCAGAGAUGGUUGGGGUGAAACCAACAACAGUCACAGAAGUACAGCUGUCCUGUCCGGAGACUCAAAAGUUGAUAUCAACGAAUUUCUUAUUGGUGUCAUAGAAAAUUUCAGAGAAGACAUGCUGACUGGUAUUCCCGAACUUAAGGUACCAAUUCUAGACCCUUUUAAAGCAAAAAAACCAUUAAAAGUAGAUGUGGAAGACAGUAAAGCUAGUGUCCAUGGAAACUUUACAAACGUACUUGUAGAAGGUUUGUCUGGAUUUGUUCUCGAUUACCUACGUGCAGACCUUCAGAAUCUCUCCCUCCGAUUCAAUCUUACAAUUCCAUGGAUUAAAGCUGUUGGCAAUUACUCGCUAAAUGGGAAGAUAAUAAAGAUAAUUCCGCUGCGGGGAGAGGGAGAAUUUUGGGUAGAAUCUUUCAACUUGAGUGUUGCUGCCAAAGCUUCCAUAGACAACAGCGACGAGAACCAUUUACAACUUUCAAAGGACUUUGAUGUAGAAAUGGAUUUUGACAAAGUCCAAAUGCAUCUGGAUAACUUUUUAGGAGGAGGCCGAUGGACAGAAGUUUUGUUGAAGAUUCUUAACGACAUAAGUAAAGAUCUUUUCAGGAAAUUCCUUCCUCUGCUAAAGGGCGAGCUGAAUAAGUCUCUUCUGAAAGUGAUCAACAAGCAUCUCAUGAAAUUGCCAAUCACGUCCAUCAUGCCAGGCUCCAACGCCGACGAGUAUAUAGACCAGAUCCUUCUCAACGUCAGAAACUACAUCCGGGACAAUAAUUUGGACCCAAUGGCGUUGCCAGAUUACGUAUCCAAUUUCACAAAGGAGGUGAUGUUUGUCACAGUCACAGGGGAAGCUAAGAUGUAUGAUGGCUGGCUCUGGGGAAUAUCAUCUAUACACAGGACAGAUGAGUGUGAUUUCAAUUCAAAUAGAACUUUUAUAUCAGUCUCAGCGCAUCUAGGACUCAAUGACCUACGUCUGUCUUACAAAGGUCAUGCUAAGUUCAUGUCUUGGGGCCCAAGUAUCAUAGCUGGAGGCAAUAUCAAGAAGGUGGCAUUCUAUUUUCAGAUUGAGCAACUGAACAAGAGAGGAGCGAAACCUCACUUAAAAGAAUUCGAUAUAGUUGAAAUGUCCACUAUCUGGGUGGAGAUGUCUGGCCUCGGCCCUUUGACUUGGAUCAUGAAGUGGCUUGUAACUGGAAUUUCCAAGCUGAUGGAAGAUUUCAUAGUAGAAAAAGUUACUCUUUACAUUCGAGAAUAUAUGGAGAAUGAGUUCCAAAAGUUGUCCUUCCCUGUAUAGUAUUGAUCUUAUGCAAAUAAUUUUGAUAAUAAUGUAUUUAUUUAUUCAUGUUUAAUUUAUUUACUAACCAAAACAAUAGCUGCAUUGCAAGAAAUCUGAAGUUAAAAACUAAAGAGUACUUCAAGAAAAUUAAUUCUGAGAUGCCGAAAUGGAAAUCUGCCACUUGAACUAAAAUUACUAGUUUAAGUAAAUAGUGGAAAACUGCAAAAUGAAAAUAAUAAAAUUUACAGAUUAAAAAAAACCCUGGAAUUUCAAAAAUAUUUUUAUAAAGUUUAAAUGAAUUUAAAUGGAAAAAAAAUUUAAAUUCAACAAACUAAUGGGAACUAAUUUCCGUAAAUUGAUGUUCAAGCAAACUAAUGUUCAGAAGUUAAUAUAUAAUAUACUUACUAUAUCAAAGAAAAUUUAAUUUUUAAUUUUUUUACUGCAGAAUACCAAUAUAAGAUAUAAAAAGUUUUAAAGGAUCAAUAUUUUAUGCGUAAUUAGAGAACAGUAUUGAUGCGUUUUAAAAUAACGAUACUAAUACGAGUAUCUCUGCAAUACUUCUCAGCAUUACCAAGUUCAUUGUUCCUAUAUGUUUUGUAAUCACUCCCCUCCAAACUAUAGAAUACUUUAUUGUCAGCUUACCUUUUUGUAGCAAAAUAAAACUUCUGUUAAAUCUUCUAAAUAAUUUAAGAUAAAUAUUUCCCCACACGUACCAUAUACACAAACGACACCUGUACGUAAUUUUUUAAAUCUUUGUUAGUACUUAUUUUACCGACUUUUGUUUUGCUUUUAUUUGAAAAGAGAUGAAAACUGUGGAAAUUGUUUGAUACCGUUAAAUGCAUUGGAAACCUUCAUAAAUAUUUUAUCAAGUUUUGUAUGGAACAACGAAAGGAUUCACUGCUUGACAUCAGGAUGACCUGAUACUAGAGAAAAAUUUGAAUUAUCCGAUAUACGAGUAAAUGGAAUACUGGAACAUAUUUUAGAUCAAAUGUUUCACCCAGAAAGAAUUCUUGAUUUUCGUUUGCUUCUAUGCAGUCUUGCUGACUCUUUUCAAUGCAGUGCCUGUAUUAUUAAAAAUCUGAUGUGUACACCA